CGGAACAUUUUCUGGUGAUAUCUGUGUGACCAAAAAAAGUAUAAAAUGGGUGGAGCUCGUUCACUUUUUGAAAUGCAAUCAAACAACCGAACUCUCAACUUCACAUAAAAUCUGGUCGUUGGUGAAUUUUGUAGCAUUCUUCAUAGCUCACAUGGAUAAUUCUAAUCAAAAUACUCAAAUCCCCAAUAUAACUCUCACGCCACCUGGGGACAAAGGGGAUAAUUCUUGUAGAAACUGCUCAAAGCAUAGAGAAGAGUGUGUGAUCAGGCUGAGACAAAGACCGGGUCCAAAACCAAAAAAUGAUCAUGACUCUAAUUUUCAAGUAACCGAUGGAAUGCUACAGAACACCAACUUCCAACAACAAAGAAAUAAUAUUC
This is a messenger RNA of Acaulospora morrowiae, 377 nucleotides long. The record is from the annotation of a GenBank genome assembly. Lineage: Eukaryota; Fungi; Glomeromycota; Glomeromycetes; Diversisporales; Acaulosporaceae.